AUGGCGCGAAUCACAAACAUGGGUAAGAGGAAAAAGUUCUUGGAGGCGACACCUUAUGAAGCCAAACCAGUUGAAGCUGCGAAAGAUGUCAAGCCAAAUGAAAACGGUGAUGCCUUCAUUGGAGAGUCUGAAAAGAAAACGAACAACCGAACAGGUUCGAAACCGGAUCAACAACAGCGAAAGGGCCGUUCAGAGCAUCGCAGAAUCAAAAGACAAAAUAUGAGAUAUAAGGACAAGUUUUGCUUUGCAUGCAGAAAACCAGGCCACAUAGUGCAAAACUGCCCUGAGGCGAAAUCGGACGUCUCCAUAUGUUUCCGCUGUGGAAGCAAAGAUCAUUCUUUGAAUGCCUGUCCCAAAAAGGGACCGUUGAAGUUUGCGGUUUGCUUUAUUUGCCACGGAAAAGGACAUUUGGCUGGUCAAUGCGAGAAGAAUCCCCACGGUCUGUACCCUAAAGGGGGUGGUUGCAAGCUUUGUGGAUCUGUACAUCAUUAUGUUAAGGACUGUGAUCAAGUACGCAAGGAAGAUGUCAAUCACGGACAUGUUUUGGCUACUGCAGGUACUACAGGCGCUGAUGAAGAUGUCUAUCACGAAUAUGCAAGGGAAGUCACCAAGCCCGCUGCACCAAAACCAUCUUCCAAACCAGUAAAGAAGACGGUUACAUUUUGA
Schizosaccharomyces osmophilus is the source of this 666-nucleotide messenger RNA. Its product is annotated as zf-CCHC type zinc finger protein, ZCCHC9-like protein, implicated in mRNA splicing. The coding region runs from base 1 to 666 and encodes 221 amino acids. The transcript has a single exon. Gene Ontology annotation, molecular function: zinc ion binding; nucleic acid binding. NCBI's taxonomy places the organism in Eukaryota, Fungi, Ascomycota, Schizosaccharomycetes, Schizosaccharomycetales, Schizosaccharomycetaceae. The record is from RefSeq and is a predicted model, not a curated record.